Molecule: messenger RNA, 1374 nt
Organism: Brassica napus (rape)
Lineage: Eukaryota; Viridiplantae; Streptophyta; Magnoliopsida; Brassicales; Brassicaceae
Exons: 9
Coding region: 1-1374 (457 amino acids)
Biological process (GO): meiotic cell cycle; telomere maintenance via telomerase; DNA replication
Cellular component (GO): nucleus; DNA replication factor A complex
Molecular function (GO): damaged DNA binding; single-stranded telomeric DNA binding
Source: RefSeq, a predicted model, not a curated record
AUGGCGAAAACGGCGAAAACGACUGCAAUCCGCACCGGCGAAGCUUCUCCUCCUCUCCUCUUCCGACAUGUUUCACCAGGGCCAGGAGGUUCCACCUUGGAAUUUAGGCUUCUUCAUUUCUGGGAAGCUCGCAAGAAUGUCAAAGGAGGACCAGGGAUCCUUCUUGGGAUCGAGAUGCUUAUGAUCGAUGCGGAGGGUAAUUUGGCUCAGGGGUUCAUCGGUCAGAACCGUCGCAACCAGUAUGAGAAAGAGCUCCAGCGUGGGAGAAUCUACACACUGACAAACUUCUAUGCAUCCAACAGCAAGGUGAUGUACCAUGUUGCUGAUCAGAGGCUGGUAAUCUGCAUCUCACACGCCUCUGCCAUGUCGAAGGAUGAAGAAGACAUUGAAGGCAUUUUGACAGAGCGCUUCAGAGUCCAUUCCUUUUUAGACUUUGAAGCAAACUGCGAUCUCAGAGGGGAUCUUCACGAUAUUGUUGGCCACCUUAAGCUGGUUGAUGGCCAGGCUCUCCAUCAGCGUCCGGUUUUGUGCACCAAGGAUGACUCAGCUUCUCGGAAAGUGAUGGUCCAUUUGCAGCUUAAAGACGGUCCAGUGAUUAACGUCUAUCUAUGGGACGAGGCCGCAGUAAGUUUCCGCCUGAAGUUUGAUGCAAGUGAAGCCACUCCAACGGUUCUUUUGGUCACAACGGUCAAUCCUAAAAGCCUCGGUGGGAAAUUGUGUCUAAUUUCAAUGUCCUCUUCAAGAGUGUUUUUGGACGAAGAUGUUGACCCCACCAGGGAAUACCUGACCUGGUUGACUACGAACCCUUCUGCAACUUCUUUGGUCAACCCUGUUGAGGUGGUCAAAGCUGAGACUCUCACAAUAAGUGAGAUUGCUGCCUUCCUCAAGCGUCAGCCUGCUAAGGUUGCCUACUUUGACUGCAUUGCCACAAUUGAUGAUGUCAAGCUUGGCACUGAAUAUCGGGUGGAGCUUUCUGUCUAUGAUAAUGAGGAGCAGUGCACGUUCAUCAUUCUCGGAGAUACUGGGAAAGAGCUCACUGGCAGAAAAGAAAAUGGUGGAGAUGCGGCUGAGCUUGAAGUUCCACUGCCACAAUGUUUUAUUGAUACAAUAGGCCAGACAAAGAAAUUCAGGAUCAAGGUCGCCCACUACAAUUUCACUUCAACCCGACUGUUCUUGACCGCUACCAAGAUAGUCUCACCAGCAGUUUUACCACCAAAGAAUCCGCCACUCAACACGCCACCUACUCUUCUUGCCGCACAAAACCAUCGUCCAGGAGCUGAAGUGGAAAUCUCAGAUGUAGCUGAGAGCAGUGGUGGUGGUACUUUAGCCACUGACGACCAGAAGAAAGCUAAGCGUACCAAGCGUAGUGGCUAG